Coregonus clupeaformis (lake whitefish) is the source of this 975-nucleotide messenger RNA. RefSeq lists its product as uncharacterized. NCBI's taxonomy places the organism in Eukaryota, Metazoa, Chordata, Actinopteri, Salmoniformes, Salmonidae. The annotation marks the transcript as partial. The transcript is spliced from 3 exons. The record is from RefSeq and is a predicted model, not a curated record.
UUCCAAGAUCUAUAUUUCUUUCUGUCACGUCUUCUUUCUAAGUUUCUGAUCUGUUUUCUCCUCACAGCCUCAUACUUCUCAAGUCACCACCACCAAGCCUCAACUCACAUUGUUACUUCACAACGCAACCACCCUCUGUUCUCUCUCCACUCUGUCUCUCUCUUUCUCCUCUUCGAGACAAUUUUCGGUUCCAACUUCCAAGUCUCACCUUUUUCACACCUGGUCUCAUUCUCUUUUCUCUGUCUCUUGUCUUUCCUCUCAGAGGCUGUGCACCACCCCUCAGUGAGAGUGAACGUGUCCCACUCCUCCCUGUUCUGUGUGGAGACCUGGGGGACAGACCUUAAAUUCAGCUGGCUCCACGAGCGGGCAGCCAUCACCGAUGUUGUGGGACACGUGUCGCCUGAUGGGAAGACCCUGUUCGUCUCCUCCGCCCCCAUCUGUGGUCACUUCACCUGCAUGGUGAGCAACAAGCUGGGCCACAGCUCUGCCACCUACACAGCAGAGCCGUGUGAGAGAGAGGGCAAAAGGACCACGGUGGCAGUGGUCUCUGUCAUCAUCCUGCUGGUCUGUGGAGCAGCGCUAGCUUUUCUACUGUGGAGGAGACACAAAUUAUACAGUAACAGAGGAGAGAGGCUUCAGGAGCAUUUUGAGGACAACUUGUAACGGUGAACCAUUGAUUACAGUACCCAAGUUAUUUCGCUACACUCCCCUACUCAAAGAUGGACUCAUAAAAGUACAGUAAGUGUACAAAACGCUUUGGGAGGAGCUUCCUGCCCUGUGAGCAGCAUGACCUUUCAAUGCAUUGGAACAAUGUGGAGAGUGAACUGCUUGUUGGCCAAUUGACGAGUUCUAAAAAUGGAAAGAUCAACUUUCGCCCAGUGUGUUGACUGUUUUUGUAGUAGCUAUCAUUUUUAUACUACCUCCUCUUGAUAUUCUUUUUAUAUAAUGCUCUAAAAUAAUUUGUUUUAAAAACAA